Messenger RNA from Anoplopoma fimbria (sablefish), 1673 nucleotides. RefSeq names its product protein PML-like. Gene Ontology annotation, cellular component: cytoplasm. Gene Ontology annotation, biological process: DNA catabolic process. The transcript is spliced from 3 exons. Gene Ontology annotation, molecular function: 3'-5'-DNA exonuclease activity; nucleic acid binding. Bases 165 to 908 code for a protein of 247 amino acids. NCBI's taxonomy places the organism in Eukaryota, Metazoa, Chordata, Actinopteri, Perciformes, Anoplopomatidae. The record is from RefSeq and is a predicted model, not a curated record.
AGGGCUUCUCUGCGCAUGCGCAAAUCUGAAACCACGCCAAUAUCGUGAAAACGUACAAUUUCUUGGUUUUUGUUGGAAAAUAAUACUUUAAUUUGGCACAGUAACACUCUGCGGUUUAUAACGAGCUGUCAGACUUUUAUAAACUUUAUUGAAACUGUGUCAGGAUGCAAAACACAGAUUCAGAGGAAGCUGAAAAGUCUAAACCUUCUCUGGUUUUCUUUGACUUGGAGACAACUGGACUGGAUCAGAGUUGUGAGAUCGUCCAGCUGGCUGCGGUGAGCGGAGGCCACUCCCUCAACCUCUACGUCGUCCCUCGCUGUCGAAUGCAGCGUGGAGCGUCCAAAGUGACCGGCUUCAGGGUCCGCAGACGGAGACUCUACCUCCAUCGCCAGCUCGUCCUCACCAACUCCCUGCGAGAGGUCCUGGUCUCCUUCAUAGCUUUCCUCCGGAUGCUCGGGCGUCCUCUCGUCCUCGGCCACAACAUCCGGCGCUUCGACUGCCGGCUGCUGGUUCGGGCUCUGGAUGAGCUGGACCUCAGAGUGGAGUUCGAGUCGGCGGUCUCCGGCUACAUUGACACCCUGCCGCUGUCUCGGGAGCUGCUGAAGGACAGCGGCAUCCAGAGUUUUCGACAGACAAACCUGGUCGCGGAGCUGCUUGGCGUGGACUACAAGGCCCAUGAUGCUUUGGAGGAUGUGCGGGCGUUACAGGCACUGUAUAGCGUGCUGCAGCCCACGGCAGAGCUGAUCCACAGGCAUAGGUUUACUCUGGACACCAUGGAGAAGAAACCUGCUGCCUCAGCCGCUAAAUCUAAAGUGCCCCGCGAGCUACCGGGACAGCGCCCCCUGUGGGAGAACUUCAGACAGGCGGUGAAGGUCACAGAGGGCAAAGAAGACAAAGCCACAAGGUAGAACGUAUUAAAACACACUGGAAAGCUUGAUGGCACAAAAAAAGAGGGAAUGUUGUUCUUCGUGUGCUGCUGAAGCUGUUGAUGGAGAAAAAACUGACUAAAGAAAAUCCCUACAAACAUCCUCUUCAGUGAAGCAAAAAAGGAAAACAAUGAACGCCAGCGCUAAUGGAUUAUUAGUUCGUGGGACCUUUGGAAGGUGAGGAAAGUGUAAAAAGACAAUGCAUGCACAUCUGGAAGUCAAACAUCACUACUUCAGCCCGAUGCAGCUUCUUGUUUAGUGUAUGAUGGGUUUGUUGUUUACUUAAUAGAGCCUUUAGUUCUUCAAGAUGACCUUAAUUGGCUUUCUUAAUGCGGGAGUUUCCAUUCUGUUUCGGUCCUCCCAUUUUUGAUUAUUCCUAUAACGUGCACUUUAAUUUAUUGGACAAUACUGACCAGGCUGGAGACACGAGGCUCAGUUGUAUUUAUAGGAUUCUUAUGGUUGUUAAAAGCUUUGUGCUGGUCGCUAAACCUUCACCAUUCAUCUGAACAACAAACAGGCUUAGUGAGCAUUCCUUAAUAUAAAGCUGAGAUUCAGAUAUUUGUUUGUGUUAUUUAGAAAAUGAAGAUAUCGCUGGGCAGAUUUUUCUCUUUCUCAUCAAUGUGAGAAAAUAGUGAUGGGUGUUUGAAAUUGUCCUUAUGUAUAUAGUUUGGUUACUGAGGAAAUGUUACGCACUUUUAUUCCGAAUUUACUAAAAGGUUUCAAUAAGAUCCACAGAAUAUUUUUUUA